CCAGGUCAAGGAAGUGCAGCAGAAAAACUAUUCGCCAAUUUUUUGUUAUUUUUAUGAAAUGCUAUUAAGUGUAUUGUUUCUUUAUCAUUUAGUUGAAAUUGGAGUGAGAUAAUGUAGCGCGGACAUCGUAAUGAUUGGAGGUAGUGAGAGUGGUUGUUGUAGGACAGAAGAAAACUAGGUGGUGUGACAGCUAAGGAAUACCGCAUAGAAGAUUUUAGCUCAAAAAUGGUUAAUAUUAUUAAAAUUCGAUCAUCUGAUAACUCAGUAUGACUGUUAAUCGCUCAGAGGUACCGUUUACGUGGGUUACCUUCGCGAUUUAUGUUGGAAAUAAUCGUCAUAACAUUUGACCCAGUUACAGUGCCGUGUGCGUUGACCUAUAGAUGUGAAUGCGGACUAAAGCACGAUGUUAUUUUUAGGAUACAGCUUUGCAGAUAAUUAAAUAUUUAUAGAUGCCGUUGGUGAUAUCCAAUUGUGUGAUAAAUUGCAGACGCAAGUAUCCGUGACCUUUUACACUGAUAACUGGUCCAACAGUUGUUCAAAUAAACACUAUGGAUGGAAGUUUUAUAACUCCUGGAAAAACAAAACAAAGUACAGAAAAACAGAUAACGAAAACACAAUUUAGACACAACUUCCUUUGAAGGGAUCAAUUUAAUCAUAGAAUUUUUAUUUAUAAACAUAUUCCAAUUUCCUGUUUGAUUAAAUUAAAAUUAAUAUACCUAUUGAAGAGACAGUUUCAGGUUGUGAUUUCAUAAUAUAAUACACAACUGAUGCGAACAAGGGAAAUAAAAACAAUAAAUUCUAGUAGCAAGCAUAUCAUCUUUGUAGCUAAAUUGACAGGCUGUAUAUUGAUUACCUGUGCUGAAAAGUUGCCGCCAAAAAUGGAUUCCAAAUUCAAAUUUCAUUAGAUUUUCUUAUACUAACCUACAAUGGUUACUUAAUGUUAUAUUAAUAAAAAGAAGACAAUAUGGUGUUUAUUUGACUGAAUCGCAAUAAGGGUGGGGUUGGGCGCUACGCCCUAAGGCCGUGGUGACACUCGGCAGUGAUGAAGAAACAAAAUGUUCGCACUCUAUCAUUGAUUGUGUGCACAUUUACUUAUUUACUGGUUGGUGCCGCUGUGUUUGACGCACUAGAGUCUACUACUGAGAGGAACCGAUUUGAAGUUUUGCAAGCUAUCGAAGGCAUGAUCAUCAGGAAGUACAAUAUAACUGAGGAAGACUUCCGUGUGAUGGAGACAGUGGUCCUCAAGUCGGAGCCACAUAAGGCUGGACAGCAGUGGAAGUUCACCGGAGCAUUCUACUACGCUACUACCGUACUUACUACUAUUGGCUAUGGGCACUCAACACCAGCAACGAUCGGUGGCAAGCUGUUCACGAUGUUCUAUGCUAUAGUUGGCAUACCGUUGGGCCUCAUCAUGUUCCAGAGUAUUGGUGAAAGGGUUAAUAGACUUAGUAGCGUAAUAAUAAAAUCAAUAAAGGGCGCUUUGAACUGCAAGCAGACGAAUGCAUCAGAAGUGGACCUGAUCUGUGUGGUGACCACACUGUCGUCACUCACUAUAGCUGGUGGUGCUGCAGCGUUCUCCAAGUUUGAAGGAUGGAGCUACUUCGAUAGUGUUUACUAUUGUUUUAUUACUUUAACUACCAUUGGUUUCGGAGACAUGGUAGCUCUACAAAAGGACAACGCCUUGAACAAGAAGCCAUCAUACGUGAUGUUUGCCCUGAUCUUCAUACUGUUCGGGCUGGCUAUAGUGGCUGCCUGCCUCAACUUGCUGGUGCUACGGUUCGUCACCAUGAACACUGAGGAUGAGAAGAGAGAUCAGGCGCAGGCUGAACAGUCCCAAAAGGCCGCAGUGAGACUAGAAGGCGACGUGAUCACGGCGGACGGCGCCGUGCUACGGGGAGUUUCGCGCGGCACACGCCUACCUGCUGACCCCAGGCAGAUUACUGCUGGAGAUACCUCGCUAGUGCCGCUGUAUGUAGAUGAGGAGUACGCGCCCAGCGUCUGCAGUUGUUCCUGUAAUUGCUUCGGACCAAACAAAUCAAUACCAUAUCGCGACCCGUUAUCGCCGGUACCACCAACCAACAUCAGACAAAUCAAAUCAAAGAACUAUCGCGAACUCGGUAGCAUACCGCGCUACAUUGAGAAAUCAUCAUCGAAGAACCGGUCGCAGUCUCUACGACUAAACUCGGCCUCAGGCUACUUAUACAUGAACGCAAAAACCAAUGACUUCCAACUAGAACCUGAGGAUUUCAGAGAAAUGGUCACUAAGAGACGAGAACAGCUCCGGAGAGGCAUGAUGAUGUAUGAAAUGAGGUGUAAUAACAACGAACAGUACCUACAUCCCUACAGACAUAGUCUGAGCACGCGGCUAGAGACCAGCCCUCACAGUUCCUCGCUCUACUCCAUGAACAUGAGGUCAGAAAACCGCAGCAACGACCCUCUAGUAGACGACUACGACUCGGAAAAGUCCAGCUACGCGAAAAAGAAACUCAUGAAGAACAUAGCUAGGAACACCAGUAACAAACGAGUAGAAAACUACUUCUACGACGACGCUGUACUGCAUUUCGAUGACGAAUACGCCUUCGACGGCUCAAUACUCUUCGCUAAGAGGAGAAAAUCUAUAGACAGGAACUGGGAGGACUAUACAUGUGAAAUGCCGCGAACCCACGGACCGGAUCAAGUGUCGAACGACGGUAGCUACGGGUACUACCUGCCCGACGAUGAGGAGCAGGACCAGUACUUCGUGAACGAUACCCUCACGUUCCAACUGCCCCCCCACCGGGCCAGCAUAUAGUGAAGUGUUGUGAUGUGCCAACAAGACUAGUGCCAAGGUAGGUUAGUGUUAGUCUACUAAAUAAAUGGGCCAAUUAAGUAAAUAAACGAUUAAUUAAUAGUAAUUUUACAAUUUUCGCGGUAGCAUCCGAGUUUGACAGUUUUAGCUUUUACACAUAGUCUAUAGAUGUCGCGUUUUUUAUUAUAAUUCUAUGAUAUGAGCUUGGCUUCCUUGUAGAUAUUGUAAUAUAGUAAUAUAGGCUUGUCGUGCGGAGCGCUUGGGCGUUUUAUUGUGCACUACGUCGGUGUAACUUGUUUGGGAAUAUUGUAUUGAGAAUUCUGAGCCCAGGAUUGGUGUAGUAUGUUUGAAAUAUUUGUAGAAUUCCUAUGUCAUAAGAAUAGGACAGAGUUUCUCAACAUGCUUCAGUAGUGAACCUGCAAAAUCCAAGUCAUGUUUCAUUUUUUUUUUCGCGAACCCAUGUUGGGAAACUCUGAACUAAAAUAUAGUAAUGUUCAUUCCCUUGUCAGUAUAAAAAAACAAGACUGCAAUAGAGAUGAAUGUUCGAAUUACUGACCAAUCAUGUAACUUUGGUAAAUGAUGUAAGUGAUAAAUUAAUCAGUAUUAUUAUAACUUAGAUAUUUGUGACUUAGGCUCGUGUGAAUGACAGAAAUUGUCAAAAUUUUACUCUAAUACAUUUCAUUUAUAUCAACCAUCCAUUGUAAAAUCAUUUAAAAUGUAGGUGUUUUAAACCGAUAAAGUUUAGUUAGACUACAGGCGUAAUGAGGCCUCCCCCAUUACUUAUAUAAUAGUAUUUAAGACUCAAAAACAUCUGUCCUGUGGUCUAGCCAUCUUAUUCGGUCUAUUUUAAACGACAUGGCAAUGAAUAACCGACGUAGUGCAAGCGAAAUUAAAGUUUAUUUUCCUUUUUCGGAAUGAAUUAGAAGUAAAACUGUUGCGAGAUACAAAUACAAUGAAAAUUAUCGAGCUUAUUGAUACGAACUCGCUACAGAACCGGUGUAUGUACUAGAUAGGCUGUUAAAUGUCCUAUUUUGGGAAAAAGUGCUGAAAAUGGUCACAUAAUUCCACAAAUCAGUCACAAAAUCGAUAAAACAUUUACCAUGAACUUUUUAUGGUAAACAAUUUCAGACAUUUUAUAAACUGACCAACUAUCUGCGUACCAAAAAGGUGGAACUAAAUCAUCACAACCAUCUUACUCAACUAUUUUAGUUACUUGAUACGUUUCAAGCCACAACAGGGGCUCAUAAUCAUGAGCAGCAUGCGCUAUGAAACAUGGUAAUAGACAGCAUAGGCUUACCACUUGCGCAUCCUACACUUUUUGCGCAAAUUAUUAAAUAUAUAUUUGGUUAAAUAAUAGUUUGCGCAAGUAAAUAUGACUAAUAAUCGAAUCAAUAGAUAAAAUUGUUAAAUUUCAAUGUUUUAUUGCAAUAUAAAUGAAAAUGUUUCCAAAAUAGGACAUAUUGCAGCCAUUACAUUAGCAUAUAUUUUGCAACCAUGCUCCCAGACCACAUUUUAUGACAAAAUGGUCCCAAAAUGCUAUAGUUAAUCAACUACUACGUAUUAUUAAAAAUAUUCUAGUCAAAUGUUUAAUUUUAAGUGUUUUUUUCCAUGACGAUUCCCAGUCAAUAAUUUAUAUAUUAAAAUAUUUAUUGUAAUAUGAAAUUCCGAAUUUCUAUAUCGCGCCAAUGUUUUAAAUUAUAAUUAUUAUGUAUAUUCCAAUAUUUAUAUAUAUUCCAGGAAUUUAUUAUCUAUGCUGUUAAGUCGCUAUAAGCCAAAAUGAUUGAUUUUUCAAAUGAGAUUUUAAUCUUUUUAAAAGACAAGAUUUAUCGUUGAAAACUAUAAUGCCAAAAAUUA
Spodoptera litura is the source of this 4642-nucleotide messenger RNA. RefSeq names its product potassium channel subfamily K member 9. The record is from RefSeq and is a predicted model, not a curated record. Gene Ontology annotation, cellular component: plasma membrane. Gene Ontology annotation, biological process: potassium ion transmembrane transport; stabilization of membrane potential. NCBI's taxonomy places the organism in Eukaryota, Metazoa, Arthropoda, Insecta, Lepidoptera, Noctuidae. Gene Ontology annotation, molecular function: outward rectifier potassium channel activity; potassium ion leak channel activity.